This is a messenger RNA of Paramecium primaurelia, 845 nucleotides long. The record is from the annotation of a GenBank genome assembly. Lineage: Eukaryota; Ciliophora; Oligohymenophorea; Peniculida; Parameciidae.
AUUAUAUGAAGAUCUGUCUGCCUAAAGAAUUUAAAGUGCAAAUAGUUUUUAAUAAUGAUAUAUUAAACGAAUUAGAAGCUGAAAGACCUUCAGAUGAAAUGAUAGAUAAAUAUCAUAAUCUAUUUGAAAGCAAUAAGAUUAAAUUAAAAGCCUCUAUGGUAAUGGAAAAAAGAGGUCGUGGUAGACCUCCUAAAUAGAAGUCACCUAUUAUUGAUGAAUCAAUAGAAGAUGAAAUCUCUAAUGGUGAAGAUGACGCACCAGAUGAUGAAUUUGAAGAAGAAGAGUUGGAUCUUGAAAAUGAUUUUAAUUAAUCUGUUUCUUCAAAAGAAAAGAAAUUUACUAAAAGACAAAUGCAUAUGUAUAGUUUAGGUAGUUUGGAAGGAAGUGAAUUCUUAUAAUUGCCUUCUAAGAAAUCUAAAUCAAAAAAAGACUUAGCUUUUACAGAAGAAGAGAUGGUAUAUAAAAGUUAGAAAGAAUUAUAAAGAAAAGAAAAAUUAUAAAAAUAAUAAGAAGAAUAAAAAUAAAUGACUGUUGAUAAAAUCUUAAAUGAAAUAGGAAGAAAAUAAAAAUAAAGAUAAUAAUAAGAAGAUAAAAAAACAGAGGAUACUCAUAAAUAUAGAUCUUUACCACCAGAUGAUAUUAUAAUCAAAUAUAAAUCAAAUAGUGAAGGAACAUUUAUCAUAAUGCCAAAAUAUAUGAAUUCAUAAUUAUCAAAUCCAUCAAAAAUGAUAGUUGAAGAUAAUAAAUAUUGUUCAAAUUGUUCUAAUCUAGCUAGAUAUCGUAUUCCAAAAAUGUAAUAGAAAGCAUGUAGUCUUGAAUGUUAUAAAUUAAUAAAAUAAUAAUGA